Molecule: messenger RNA, 622 nt
Organism: Clarias gariepinus (North African catfish)
Lineage: Eukaryota; Metazoa; Chordata; Actinopteri; Siluriformes; Clariidae
Gene: hint1
Product: histidine triad nucleotide binding protein 1
Exons: 3
Coding region: 89-469 (126 amino acids)
Biological process (GO): purine ribonucleotide catabolic process
Cellular component (GO): cytoplasm; nucleus
Molecular function (GO): hydrolase activity
Source: RefSeq, a predicted model, not a curated record
CUGUUUGGAGAUCAGCUUCAGACAGAGCGGUUGCAUCAACCACACAGAACGGGGUUCCGGUCGGUACAGCUCUGCUACACUCAGCGCUAUGGCGGACGAGGUGGCCAAGGCGCAAACUGCAAAACCCGGGGGUGACACGAUCUUCGGCAAAAUCAUUCGUAAGGAGAUUCCUGCCAAAAUAAUACAUGAAGACGACCAGUGCAUAGCCUUCCAUGAUGUGGCUCCCCAGGCUCCUACUCACUUCCUGGUAGUUCCCAGGAAACCCAUUUCUCAGAUCUCAAAAGCUGAGGACAGUGAUGCAGCACUUCUAGGACAUUUGAUGAUUGUUGGCAAGAAGUGUGCUGAGCAGCUUGAAUUGCCCAAUGGUUACCGGAUGGUGUUGAAUGAAGGCCCUGACGGGGGUCAGUCUGUCUACCACGUCCACCUUCAUGUUCUGGGUGGCCGUCAGCUGGGCUGGCCUCCCGGUUAAGCAACUCCACAGACUCUACAGCAGAGUCAAUAAUGUCAGCAUUAUCCAGAGUUGUGCUGAUGUCAUCAAUAUCGUCAUCUUAAGUGAUCUAAUGCUAUUUUAAUCAGUGAAGAUGUAAUAUGGAAAAUCAAUAAACUCACUCACCAUCUAACA